This is a messenger RNA of Sitophilus oryzae (rice weevil), 725 nucleotides long. It is a transcript of the gene RpL11, whose product is annotated as 60S ribosomal protein L11. The transcript has 4 exons. The coding region runs from base 118 to 684 and encodes 188 amino acids. Gene Ontology annotation, biological process: translation. The record is from RefSeq and is a predicted model, not a curated record. Gene Ontology annotation, cellular component: ribosome; cytosolic large ribosomal subunit. Gene Ontology annotation, molecular function: structural constituent of ribosome; RNA binding. NCBI's taxonomy places the organism in Eukaryota, Metazoa, Arthropoda, Insecta, Coleoptera, Curculionidae.
AAAGCACACUAGGAGGAAAAAAAUAUAUAUCAGGAUAUUGAUUCCCGUUUGACAUAAGCCGGCAAUCCGGCAACGUUUUUGUUGUUGACAUUUGACAUCACCCUUCAAAAGUGAACCAUGGCGCCCGUAGCAGCAAAGAAGGAGAAAAAGGAUGUUAAGGAUAAAUCCAAAAAUGUUAUGAGAGACUUGCAUAUUCGCAAAUUAUGCUUGAAUAUCUGUGUGGGAGAAAGUGGUGACAGACUCACAAGAGCUGCUAAGGUAUUAGAGCAACUUACAGGUCAACAACCUGUUUUCUCUAAAGCAAGAUACACUGUAAGAUCUUUUGGUAUUCGUCGUAAUGAAAAAAUUGCUGUCCAUUGUACGGUUAGAGGUGCCAAGGCAGAAGAAAUUUUAGAAAGAGGUUUAAAAGUUAGAGAAUAUGAAUUGAGAAGGGACAAUUUCUCAGCAUCUGGUAACUUUGGAUUUGGUAUCCAAGAACACAUUGACUUGGGUAUCAAAUAUGACCCAAGCAUUGGUAUCUAUGGUUUAGAUUUCUACGUUGUAUUGGGCAGACCCGGAUUCAAUGUAGCUCACAGACGUAGGAAACAAGGAAAAGUUGGUUUCCCACAUCGUUUGACUAAAGAGGAUGCCAUGAAAUGGUUCCAACAGAAAUAUGACGGUAUAAUUUUAGCAAGCAAGAAAUAACUUGUUUUCUGAUAUAAGUUUUAAUAAAUAAUAUUAAGAAA